This is a messenger RNA of Triplophysa dalaica, 2699 nucleotides long. RefSeq names its product lysophosphatidic acid receptor 5b (gene lpar5b). Gene Ontology annotation, cellular component: membrane. Gene Ontology annotation, biological process: phospholipase C-activating G protein-coupled receptor signaling pathway; positive regulation of Rho protein signal transduction. Bases 82 to 1098 code for a protein of 338 amino acids. Gene Ontology annotation, molecular function: lysophosphatidic acid receptor activity. Lineage: Eukaryota; Metazoa; Chordata; Actinopteri; Cypriniformes; Nemacheilidae. The transcript has a single exon. The record is from RefSeq and is a predicted model, not a curated record.
CUCCUGCUUUGGGUUUUUGAAGACCUCUGACACAUUUCAAAAGGGAAUCUACGUGAUCACAUAAACCUACUUCGUCUUUAAAUGGGUUUUGAGGAACAAUCUUGUAACAUGUCUGGGAACAUGUCUUCGAACAUGUCCGUGAACUCGUCCAACAUCGCCUGCAAAGAUGAAUGGACGAACCGGCAUGUGGUGUCAGCUGUCGUCUAUGGACUGGUGUUGGUCGUGGGUCUGCCUCUCAACGGCGUGUCCCUGUGGAUCCUGUUGCGCAGACACGGGCUCCGGUCAUCUAGCGCGGUUCUCAUGAUCAACCUCGCCGUGUCCGACCUUCUGCUCGCGGUCUCUCUUCCGCUGCGCAUCUACUUUUACGCAACGCUCGAUUGGCCGUUCGGAUUGGGUACGUGCACCGCGGCAAUCAUGCUGUUUCGGAUCAACUUCAGGACCAGCUGCGUUUUCAUAACUUUGAUCAGUUUGGACCGCUUUUUCGCCCUGGUUUUCCCGUUGCGCACCCGGUGUCUGCGCACCUCCGCUUUCGCAUCCAAGUGCUGCGUUCUGGUGUGGAUCUUAUUAACACUCCUUAGCAUUCCGAAUAUUGUAAAUCACUAUAACGCAUUGAAAAGCUCUAUCUGUGGUUCCGAUGUAAAAAUAAGUUGUUUUGAGUCUCGAGAUGUUGUAAAGGGCUCAAAGGUAGCUGCGCUCAGUCAGGCUAUAUUUUUGUUAAUACUCUUUAUGGUCAAUUUCGUAUGUACGGCAAUGGUCAUACGCGCACUGAAGAAACGUCCAAGUGGAGACGAGACAAAAGUGAACAACAAAAUGAACGUGAUACUCAUCUUUGCAGUUAACAUGUUGGUAUUCAUUGUAUUUUUCAUGCCAUUUGCAUUACAACUCAUGAUUUUAAACUACAAUACAGAGAACGUGAAUAACCAAGAACUAAGAAAUAACCAAGAAAUGUUACACGCACUGAUCUGCCUUGCGAGCAUCAACUGCUGUCUGGAUCCACUCAUUUAUUAUUUCUCUUUGGACUCAUUCUGGCAGGACAAGGACAAAAUUCAAUGGGAUGCGACCACCCAAUCCAUCAGCAGGUCGAUGGAAAGGUCAUAAGAAUGAGGCUGAAGAGACGUCUGAUCAUAGAGACGGAAUCAAACAUUGGUUAAAACAAUUGAUGUGAUUUAUUAUGCACUUUGGUGGUCAGAAUUACAAUUGAACAAGUAGAUUUGAACAAAAAUGUAUUUGAAAGUAUUUGUGGUCAAAGCGUGUUAUUCACAAUAACACGAAUGUUAAUGUACAUAUUAUAUCAGCAUAUCUCUGCUCUGCUCUCUAAAUAUAAAUAUCAGCUAUUAAAAAUAGUUUUCCAUCGACCUACUGUUGAUAACACUCAGACUUUGGAAAAGUGAAAUAAAUACUUACUUUUUACAUGUAUCAAUUGAAGGUGUUCAGGAUUUAGGUUUCUUACCUAAUAUCUUGGGAAGCCUAGUUUUAUAUCUCUUUCUCCUUUGGCUUGCUAACAAUUCUUUGCUUAGCUUCUGUGGAAGAGUAUUGGAAAGGUUUUACAAAAAGCAUUGUACAAAUACAUCGAAUUUAAAAUGAUUCAAAAUGAUCUAUCAUUGUCUUCCUCAUCAGUGUUAUGAUUUGGAUCUUAUUCGCAGUGGAUUUAUUAAGGUGGCUUUUUGUACAAAAGAGUGAGUCACAAACCUAAUAAACCUUGAGAUCCAAACAUGUUAAGAAUUUGUUCCAUGUUUGCAUAUCGCAAGCUCAAACUUUUUAGUGCUGUUUCAUAAAACAGGAAGAGAACUGUCUUUUGUGAAAAUGCUGUACAUUUGAACGUGACAUUACAGGCCAUGAGAAGGUCAACGAGAGAAAUGUGUCAGUGUAUCAGUGGAAAGUUUCGUCAGUGUUAAUUGCACUUCUCUUCAGCUUUCCGAAGAAUUUCUAGGAUUUAGAAAUUAAAUGCAAACUGUAAUGCUGAGUCUUUUCAGAGUAUAUAACUCCCAUGACGUAAGAUUUAGCCAUUUAUUAAAAAAAAGAAUAUAUCUUGUUAACAAUCUUGGGUUACCAAAAGGAAGGGUGGGUGUGUGGCAAAGAUGACUGCUGACAUUUUACAAAGGAAAUUAGUCAAGAUCUAAUGCAGAUGUUUAUCUGAUGCAGGUGCACACGCUACAUUUGCAAAUCAGAUCAUUUCCAAAUCAUGCUCAUGGACAGCUCUCAUUUCCUCGUUCAUAUAAUUUUAAUUGAUCGAAGUGGUCUGUCAUUGCAAACUUCCUCCCGGGCCUUGCAGAUGUCCGCUGGCGAUUUGGAAUCAAAUGUUAUGACGCAACCCAGUCUCAUGGGAAUUCGUGAAAUUGUCACGAACUGUAAUCUAUUAAUUUGUGUUCAUCAACACGAAAUUCCAGUUUUUUUGGUUUCACCUCAUGCCACCUCAUGAAACUGGCAUUUUUGGUUAAAUUAGCCUUUGCGGCUGUGAUUUCAGGGUUUGGGGUGAGGUAAGGUGUUGGUUAGCCAACUUCAAAGUAUUUGCAACUUUUGAUGUCAGGAUAGAAAUAUAUAAAUGUGCAUACACACGCGGUCUGUGUAUUGCAAAAUUGUUGUGAUGGUGACACGAAAAAAAAAAAGGAAAUUCGUCUUGAUGAACACGAAUUAAUAGAUUACGGUAUGUGUCAAUGAUGUGUACUCUGUGAGAUAGUAUAAUAAAAUGUGUUUAAUCA